AAGCUCAGGCGCACUUAAAGCUGAACUGUGGCCGCGCAAGAAAAGGAGCGCACCUUUCCGGAGCGCACGGCGAAGGGGCGGAUCUAAAAUGACACCGGCAUCUGAUCUCUGAAUCCUCACUCAUUCGCUCUCUUGGACCGUACAGCCGAGCGUUUAAAACGUUUCUUUCUUUCUUUAUUAAAAGCUUUCACAUGGGCGCACGGUGCAACAGAGGGCUCCACCGCGCGCCUUCGCUUCUCCAGAUGGGUUAACUGAGUGAACAGCACCGAGACGGUCCGUUAUGGUCGGUGCAAACUUGGGGCCGGUACAAACUUCGCGCUCACCCCGGUAUGAUCGUUUGUAACGUGAGCCUGAGCUGUGCACACUGUCCCGGGGGAGGAGCUGGAGGCACGGCGGCGACGGCAACGGACGCGUACGAGCAGGUGCCCGGUUCCUUCCCUCCUGUGACCCUGAGCCCGAAGGGGCACCUGGUGGUGGCGGUGUGCCUCGGCUUCAUCGGCACCUUCGGGUUCCUCAGUAACUUCCUGGUGCUUGCGCUGUUCUGCCGGUACCGGGCUCUGCGCACGCCCAUGAACCUCCUGCUGGUGAGCAUCUCAGCGAGCGACCUGCUGGUCAGCGUGCUGGGCACCCCGUUCAGCUUCGCGGCCAGCACCCAGGGGCGGUGGCUGAUCGGACGCGCUGGGUGCGUUUGGUACGGGUUCGUUAACGCUUGUUUAGGCAUCGUCUCCCUGAUUUCCCUCGCCGUUCUUUCCUAUGAGCGUUACUGCACCAUGAUGGCGCCAACUAUAGCCAACGGCAGAGAGUACCGCCCUGCGCUGGGAGGGAUCUGCUUCUCCUGGCUCUACUCUGUGGCCUGGACUGUACCUCCGCUGCUGGGCUGGAGCCGAUACGGGCCCGAGGGUCCUGGCACCACCUGCUCAGUGGACUGGAAGACCAAGACGGCAAACAACAUCUCCUACAUCAUCUGCCUGUUCACCUUCUGCCUGGUCCUGCCGUUCUGCGUCAUCCUAUACUCCUACGGCAAGCUGCUGUACACCAUCAGACAGGUCAGCAGUGUGAGUUCAGUGGUGACCCGCCGAAGAGAGCAGCGGGUGCUGGUGAUGGUUGUCACAAUGGUGUUGUGCUAUCUGGUCUGCUGGCUGCCUUAUGGAGUGGUAGCUCUGCUCGCGACCUUUGGCCCCCAUGACUUUCUGACCCCGGAGGCGAGCAUCACGCCAUCACUGCUGGCCAAGUUCUCCACCGUCAUCAACCCUUUCAUCUACAUAUUCAUGAACAAACAGUUCUACAGGUGUUUCAGGGCGUUCCUGAGCUGCUCCACCCCCGAGCGAGGCUCCACCUUAAAGACAUUUUCACGGCCGACAAAGACCCUCCGCACUGUCCGCCAAGACAAGGAACACCACGUGUCCGCUCCCGCGCCCUGCUCAGCCCACUCCACGCCCAACUCCAUCCACGAGUCCUCGCAGAGAGGCAGUCACGUGGCUCCAUCUCCAUCGAAUCGACACUCUGCUGCUUCCAACACCCCUGCUGAUGCAAAUAGCCCCAAACCCAUACUGAUCCUUGUGGCUCACUACAGGGAGUAAAAACAGAGAAACAACAGCAGAACACGAACGUUUACAGAAGGGAGAAGGAGCAGAGCGCAGGGCUCCAAUUAAGAAGGAAAUCUUCUUAAUAGUGAAAGAGCGAGCGCAAAGUGAGCUCAGUGGGAGUCUUAAAUACGGGCUGGGACAUUUUAAUCCCAGGACAGGUUACCAUUGCUCUGUGAAGUCGGCAAACACAAAAUGUCAGUCAUCCUGCUUACCAGAGGCAUUGUAUAUAAAGCAGAAGACUAUGGGGCUAACAGUGCUUUGUGUUCACAUUACAGACUUCUUCUACAGAUUAAAGACACAUAAAUAGGUUGAGGUAUCUUUGGUACUUAACUAAAGUAAUGUUCUUUUUUAAUCUGAGAAAUUAUUCAGGAACAUUUUAGAAACGCACAGCAUUUAUUGGUGGAUAUUUCAUAAAAUGUUUGUUUUGUGGUAAACGGGGCAAUGAGGUAUUUUGUCGGUUAGUGUGUAGCAACUGUUAGCAGGAUUAUUCUUUUUUCGAUAAUAAUUCAGUUGAAGAAGGGGCUAAGCGUUUUUUCCUGACCCCAUUUCCAUGCCUGAUAUUUGAGGAUUUGAUACAGAGUAUUAAAGAUUUGUUGAACAAUUUUAUGCAAUUUAGAACUGAGAAGGUUUCUAUUAUGCCUUUAUUUACACUGUGCUGCAUACGAGCCCUCUGUCAUGGAAAGCUGGGACUGCAAUGAGAGUCACUGAAGGGGCAUUUCAUCAAUGUUGAGAGGGACACGUAGAGAGAUAUUGUUUUUGGUUGUCUUGGUGUUUUUGAAGUUGCUGUUUCUCUUUGUUUAGUGUAAAAGUGGUUUUGUGUUGUCUCCCAAUUGUGUUUUUCUUUGCUUAUGUAACAUAAAAUGAAAUCAUGUCACAAACAGA
Molecule: messenger RNA, 2468 nt
Organism: Dicentrarchus labrax (European seabass)
Lineage: Eukaryota; Metazoa; Chordata; Actinopteri; Moronidae
Gene: tmtopsb
Product: teleost multiple tissue opsin b
Exons: 4
Coding region: 330-1580 (416 amino acids)
Biological process (GO): G protein-coupled receptor signaling pathway; visual perception
Cellular component (GO): photoreceptor outer segment; membrane
Molecular function (GO): G protein-coupled receptor activity
Source: RefSeq, a predicted model, not a curated record